AGGAGCCGCAGUGGCAACGUGGCCUCAGCGAGGCCAGCACGGCGCCGUCCCCGCCGGGGUCCCCGCUCGGGGAGGGCGAGGCGGCUGGCCGCUGCCCUGGCGCCGACGGCGGGUGCACCGGCCCACGCCGUGAGGGAGGUGGCGGCGAGGGCCACAGGCUGGGCUGCAGCGCCGCCGUCGCCGGCCCCUCGGCCAGAGACCGCGAGGCGGAGAAGGCGCCGCGCGGAGAGUCGUGGGUGACGCCGGUGUUCCUGACCGUGGCCGCCGUACUGGCCCUGCUCUCGGCCGCCAGCAGCAUCGGGAGAUCCAGCUCCCGCCCGACGUCAGCGCCGCACUCCUCUGUUACGCGAUCCUGGUGAGCCUCCUCGGCCAGGCGCUGCAGAACUCCGCGCUCUCCUCCCUCGCAGGACGCUGGCGCUGCUGCCGUGCUACGCGUCCGCGGUGGCGGCGUUCCUCGCGGUGCAGGCCCCGGCGCACUGACGGACGCGCCCAGCGGGGAGGAGGAGGACGAGGAGGAGGAGGAGGAG
Prorocentrum cordatum is the source of this 527-nucleotide messenger RNA. The record is from the annotation of a GenBank genome assembly. NCBI's taxonomy places the organism in Eukaryota, Dinophyceae, Prorocentrales, Prorocentraceae.